CAAUCCAAUGAGUCAAUCCCAUUCAUUCCAUUCACCGGUUGUUUUGGCAAUUGGCAUAUUUUGGCGGGUCCAUGAAAUAAAUAAAUGAAAUAAAGAUUGUUUCCAAAAAUGAAACUGCAGUGUCUAGUCGAAGUGAUAAACCGGUUACACAAUAACUUAAAUAUUAGGUCUAAUGGAAAGCAUCUGAAAUCCACAUUAGCUCUAGGAAAAGAACCUAAAUGUGAGACGGAAUAUUUCAUAAUACAUUUUUCUUCUGUCAACAAAUCUGGGGUAAAGUAUCGUAUAAAAGCUAUAAAACAAGUGUUUGUGAAGUGUAUCAAUGAGGGUAAAGCAACAAUAAGAUUCGAAGAGCCACCACACGAUCUAUGCAUAAAAAGUGAAGUUUUACAAUUAAAAUGUUUCAUGAAAUUAUUGAAAUCAUGUAUUGUUGGAGAUACAAAAAAUUUAAAGAUUUCUUCACUGUGUAAUCUAAGCGUCACAGCGAAGGAUAAUGCUCCAAAGAAACUUAUAAUCCAUGACAGAAGUGAAUUCCCAACAAAUGGCUUGCCAAGGACUUUAGAAACUCUUUACAUAAGUGGUUUGAAACUGUGUAACUUUAGAAGGGAGAUAUUACUUUUAAAGCAGCUUGUUGUACUUGAUUUAAGUAAUAAUGAAAUUGAAAAAUUGCCUCCAGAGUUUGGUAAAAUGCAAACUCUUUGUGAGCUGCACAUGGCCAAUAAUCUACUUGGUGUAAAAGGAGACGUCGAUUGGAGAUGGCUGCUUGGACCCCAAAUAAUUAAAACAUUGAAAUUAUUGGACCUAAGUGGAAAUAGAUUAGGACAUCUUCCUAAAGCAAUUUGGAAGUUACAGAAAUUAGUCACUUUGAAGGUAGAUAACAAUUUGAUGGACAAAUUGCCUGCUACUCUGGGACGUAUCAGUAGUUUGAGGUAUGUAACGGUCUCACAAAACGAACUGGAGUCAUUACCAUGCAGUCUAAUGCAGUGCCGUUUGGAAUACAUAGACCUAUCAUCAAAUAAAUUUCAUCACAAGAAAGAAAUGAUUAUGACAAACAAUCAUACACCAUGGAACUUUUAUAUUGGUAGCUUAGUUCAUAUAGCUGGUAAGAUAGUAUUAAAAAACAAAUUAUAUUAUGCCUCAAAUAUUAUACCAUGGACACUAGUGGAUUUCUUAGACAAUGCAAAUAUGUGUGUGUGUGGUGCACCAGUAGUUAGUGAUUUAUUUUAUGUCAAGAAGGAAUUUGAACUAAAAGACUAUUUUCGAACUGUUGUAUUCAAUAAUAAUUGGAAUAGUGUAGUCAAUUUCGAAUGCUACUUUUGUUCACCUAAAUGUUUUAGUAAAUGAUUGUCUUAUUUAUAUUUUUUGUGAUUUUAUAAAAGACAAAAAAUUGUUUAAAACGUUUAUUUAUUAAGUUAACAAGCAUAAUAUAAUUAUUUUAGGCCAUCUAGUUUCCAAUUGAUUUCGUGAAUGACUGGAGCUAUUCUUAUGUGUGGUUCUGAAAGAAAAAUAAAUGUAUUUGAAUAAAACAUAUGAUAUUUA
Messenger RNA from Manduca sexta (tobacco hornworm), 1536 nucleotides. Its product is annotated as leucine-rich repeat protein 1-like. Gene Ontology annotation, molecular function: protein binding. Bases 109 to 1341 code for a protein of 410 amino acids. The transcript has 4 exons. The record is from RefSeq and is a predicted model, not a curated record. NCBI's taxonomy places the organism in Eukaryota, Metazoa, Arthropoda, Insecta, Lepidoptera, Sphingidae.